CCAACAUCGUCUGCAUAAGGAUGAAGUGGCGUUGCUGGUGGAUUUAGAGGUUCAUUGUGACUUGUGUCUUUGAAGAGGAGGUAGGGCGUCUUCCUGCUCCGUCGAGGCGUGGUGGCAGAUAACUUGGAAAGUCAUUGCAUUACGGACGUGGUAGAGAGAGAGAGAGAGCGUUGCGGUGUAAUAGCUGUGCUUUACUUGGGUGGGAAAAAAAGGUAGUGUAAGUGCCGAAAAUGCUUAGUAAAUCGGUUUAAUUUCUCUUUCUCCGUAAAAAUUAAAGUCGUGAGUAUACAGUUUAUGCUGCGGUUGUGAGGUGAAUGAAAAAGUGUUUGGUGAACUCGGGACAUCGAAUAACAAGAAAGAAAACGGAGGACACAGAACCUGGGCUGCGGUACGAACUGCCAUUAACCACCAUAUUUCAGUAUAUUCUUGCGUCAUCAAGUCUUGGAGAGGAGCCAUGCCGGGGCAAACAACGACAGCAGGAGUAUCUGAUGAAAAUGCAGAUGCUCUAAUCAGACCAACACAAGACUCCGUUGCCUUCAAAACAAUGACAAAUGGAGAUGGCGAAAUUUCUCAGAUGUUACCUGAGGGACAGCCUCAAGUCCUGGAAACAGCGGCCGAAAGGCGAGGCAGGCGACAUUCACACUGGAUUGUCUACAUCACUACCUUUGUCAUGUCAAUCGGAUUUUCCAUCGUGCUGACCGGAGUAUGGCCGUAUUUGCAACAGGUAAGACCUCUCCUCUCUCUCCUCGUAAACUUUCAAGCGGUCUUUACGCAUUGUUUUUGUUUAUGUUUUCCCUUUAUGUUUGCAUUUUACACGGAAAAGAUUUUUUUUUUUAGUUUUAUUAAUAUUUCUUUUACCUGGAACGAUGGGACAUUGACUCUUACUCACACGGACACAGAAAUGUCCCUGCGGCUGCAAUUUUGGGUUGUAAGUUUAAGAUUCAAGGCCAGGUUCACUUUUGUGUCUAGAUCUAUAGCAGAUACAGAUGCAGAUGAUUACGAAAAAAUAAUGUUGGGAGUCUCCGAUGUGUUGCAGAGAGAGCUUAGUGCUGAGAUGACAAACAAACCCGCAAGGGAGGUGGAAAGCCUCGUAAAUGUAUCACAGGUGCAUCAUAUACGGCUCCCUUCUACCUCCCGUGAUGCUAUUCAGGCAGCAUUAGCAGUGGCUUUCUCACACGAGAAAACGAGUGAGAACAAGACCUCCCUGGCGGCCGAGAUCCUGGAGGAGGAGAUGGAGGAGGUCGGCCUUGGAAUCGAGUGGAAUAUGUAUACGGCCACGGGCUGGUUCGCAACCAUUCUUGGGGUCCUGAACUUCUUUCUCUUUAUGCCCUGCAUCUUCAAAGAAUACCCAAUAGCAGCCAGAGAAGCUCAGCUGAAAAGACAAGCUGCUAAGGAAGAUCAGAAGUUGCCAAAGCCUGAUUAUCCUGCCCUGGUUGGUGUGCUGGUAUCUUUCUUCAUCAUCCUCUUCAUAUAUGUCUUGCUGGAAACAUUAUUGGUGCCUAUGUGUAUUGAUCUUUAUGCCUGGUCUGAUGAAAAAGCUGUAAUGGUUGUAGGAGUCGGUUUAAGUAUAGCCGGAGCUAUUUCAAUUGUGAUGUUUACCUUAACCAGUGUCUUGACGAGGAAGUUUGAUGAACGCAAAGUUUUUAUUUUUCUUGGAUUACUUCCACUAACGGUAUCUAUGCUCAUUCAUUUUCCAGUGGGAAAUACAUAUCCAAAAAUGCAAAACUGUACUUCAUAUAAUGGUGUCCAUGCAUUUGAUGACUCUGCAGUAGUACCUGACUUUAACAUGAAUUUUACUGAACCUAGUAAUACAUUAUCUAGACAAAGGCGUCAUGCUGCAAGAGAUAACACUUGCACUGAUCUUGGCUGCCCUCAAGAGCAGGAAUGGUGCCUUUACACACCAAUUAUCGAAAAACCUCAAAUGGCUGUUGCAGACGUAGCUGCUAUUAUAGGGUAUCCAGUUGCAUUCACACUUUCUAGUUCCUUCUUCUCAAAAAUUUUAGGUCCAAAGCCACAAGGUGUGUGGAUGGGUAUCCUAACAAGUACUGGAAGUUUUAGUCGUGUCACCGGUCCAAUUUUUGUGUCUUACAUGUACACUGCUUUAGGUACUAGGUGGACGUUUGGUAUCCUUUUUGUAGUAAUGUCUCUUACUCUUGUUAUCAUUUCUUUGUUGUUCAGAAGACUUGUGCCUAUGAAGUUGGUAGUAACUUAGUGUGUUGAUAAAAGGUCCUCAUUACCAUCUUAUAUGUAUUAGAGAUCUGUUGCUUGUUGUGUGAUUAAUUAUAGUAUAUAUUUAGUGUUUAAUUUUUAUAAAACACUAAAGUUGAUGUUAGUUAAACCCAUUGUAAUGAUUGGUGAAGUUGAUGAAAUUAUCCUUUCAUUAUCAUAUUUCAUGUUUUACCAUUGAACCAUUACCUGCUUUUCCUAUAAAUGUUGUGCUAAAUUGUAUAGUAACACACACACAUACACAUAUAUAUACAUAUACUUAUGAAUGUAUAUAUAAGAAAAUAUACAAUAUAAUGUAAAAAGUACAAGUAAAUUGAUUUCUCAAAUACUAUUUAUUAUACAUUCACAGCAAUAACAACUAGAGGUUUAUUUCUCUUUAGGUUGUAUUAAAGCAUUUGAUAAUGUAUUAACAAUAAUCCAAAAGCUACAGCCUGAGGAAUCUGAUAAUACAUUAAUAAUACUCAAGGGGCUACAGCAUAAGGGAUCUGUCUUUGGAUAUGUUUUUGGCAUAUUUUAAGACACAAAAGUUUUUCUUUUUUCAUACCUUGUAGAUAUCAGAUCUGAAGAAAAAAAUGUAUGAUGAUUCUUGUUAAAUCAUUAAAAGUAUUGAAAUGAUUAGUGGUUGAUUUUGUUUUAGAUUUUUUAAGAGAUAUUCUCUCAGAAAUUGCAUAGUUAUAAUUCAGAUGUGUUUCUGAUACAGUUUGGUGAUUAGAUUUCAGAAAUCAUUGCCAUUUUUAUGACUGAUGUUUUUUCUGUGAUUUAAAAAUUUCAGUUUUAGUUCUUAUGUGGAAAGCUAAAAGUAAUGGAUGAAGAUCAAUUGGUUUUGGUCAGGUGGGCCCCUUGACCUGUACAAAUGUAAUCAUUCCUUGUCUCAUCUUCUCUCCUUUUUGAAAUCAGGACAAACUCAAGAAGGAAAGUAGGGCAAGGGAAGGUGGAAUGUGGUGGGUUAGUGCCAAUAAUACUUAAAGAAAAAAUGAUAAUAAGUGUAAAUAUUACUUUGUAGGAAGACACACACACACACACACACACACACACACACACACACACACACACACACACACACACACACACACACACACACACACACACACACACACACAUGCAAACGCACACAUGUACACACACACACACACACACACACACACACACACACACACACACACACACACACACACACACACACACACACACACACACACACACACACACACAUGCAAACGCACACAUGUACACACACACACACACACACACACACACACACACACACACACACACACACACACACACACACACACACACACACACACACACACAUAUAUAGACAGUGUUUACAUGAUGGUAGCUGUAUUGUGGAAUAAUUGAUGAACUGUACAAGUAUAAUACUUUAAGGGUGAUUAUUUUUAAAAUGUAUAACUAUAUUUAAUUUUUUAUUGACUGGUAACCAUAACUAUGAUGUAAUUUUUAUAUACAGAUAGACUUGUGGAUGUAGGUCUGAUUGUCUCGUGCUAUUGUCACGCAUUGAUAUUCCAUGAACCAUACCUCAUUUCCUUCUAUGAUUACCUUUCUUAGUUUUAAAAACUUUCAGGAAUUCAUCAGAUCAACAUAUUAGUUAAGAUUAUGUAACUGGUAUAAAUGCAGAACAAAAUAAAACCUUUUUUUUUUUACAUUAACCCCUUUGUGGCAGUUGAUUUGAUAUUACAUUUACAUAAGUGAAGGCAGCUUACAAAAUGCAUGUUUUCAGUUUCAUGGGCAUGUCUACAUGCCUGGGUGGGAAAUAAAUAACCAGAAAUUAAUAAUUAGUAAUUUGAUUAGUAGGACUACUGACCUGCACUUAAUAAAAUAAUAAUAAUAAUAAAAUUACCUUUUAACCAUGGAUCCUUUAUGGCCAGUCACAAUUUCUUGUAACUUAAAUUCUAACCAAUGUUUUUGUUCUUUAUUUACCAUUACUAACUAUGUAUUGUAAAUAUUCCUGUUUGUCAGAGUGGUUCUGUACAUUGUAUUCUGCUGCAGAGGAUUUAAAGGAAAGCCUGAAUAUAAAUUGGCUAUAAUACAGACUAAUAGGUUAUAUUGUUGGCAUGUUCAUUUAUUGUGAAUUUAAAUAUCUAGGGAACAAUUAGAACAGCAAAAUACCUUGAUUAAAAAAAUGAUUGCAUACAUUAUAACAGCUUGUUUGAUGAAAACUGAAGUUAAGUGUAUUCUUUUUGCUAGUUUUGUGCUCUAGACCAUACUAGGUUACUGCUUGUCAGCUAACUGUGUGAUGAAUAUUUUGCUGUAAUUAGACUUAUAAAAUAGUUAUUGCAGAGAUGUAUGCAAUUUUAAACAUGAGCAAUGCUAAUAAGUAUGAUGUGGUUAGUUCAUUUGCUGGAUCAAUGGAUUCAUAAAAGGUUCAUUUAGGGAAAAUAGUUUUCAGUGAAUGCCUUGCUUUUUAUUGGGUGUCUAGGAAGGUUCUAUGAUGUCACUAAGAGGUUGGCACAGGUAUACUAAAACUUUUUUAGCUGGAAGUGUAAAAUGGGAAAUAAAAAAUCAAAUUCCUGCUCCGGGUAGAAACAAACAGAAAAAUAAUAUUAGGAUGUAGCACUAGUUUC
Penaeus indicus is the source of this 4811-nucleotide messenger RNA. Its product is annotated as major facilitator superfamily domain-containing protein 8-like. The record is from RefSeq and is a predicted model, not a curated record. NCBI's taxonomy places the organism in Eukaryota, Metazoa, Arthropoda, Malacostraca, Decapoda, Penaeidae. Gene Ontology annotation, cellular component: lysosomal membrane. Bases 455 to 2212 code for a protein of 585 amino acids. The transcript has 7 exons.